AUCACAUGAGAUUUUUUGUUUUUAUGUAUGUGGGGCCAUAGCCUGUGGUUCCUUUUUCUUGCUCUCUCUUAUCGAGCUUAAUCGCUGAACCGGUGAGCGUCAUUUCCUGCUCUACUAGCGGUACUCUCGCUGCCCCAAAUUCGGAGAGAUUUUACUUUGUGGGUAUUCUCUGUUCAAUCAUAUUUAUGGCUUCUGCAAUGCUCAAUGGAGCUGAGAACCUCACUCGUUUCAGAGGAAUAACACCAAAUGGGUUAGGUUUUUCUGGAUCGGAUUUUCAUGGGAAGAACUUUCCCAAGGUGGGUUUGUUUUACAAUGCUAGAAUUUCCAGGUCUGGUGCUAGAAUUACUUUGCCCAAGUGCAGUCUCUCAGCUUCUAGGCCGGCUUCUCAGCCGAGGUUCAUUCAGCACAAAAAGGAGGCAUUUUGGUUCUACAGGUUCCUCUCGAUUGUGUAUGACCAUGUUAUAAACCCAGGGCAUUGGACUGAGGACAUGAGGGAUGAUGCACUCGAACCUGCUGAUCUCAGUGAUCGGAACAUGAUUGUUGUGGAUGUUGGGGGUGGUACUGGUUUCACCACUUUGGGUAUAGUUAAGCAUGUGGAUGCCAAAAAUGUAACCAUUCUUGACCAGUCCCCUCAUCAGCUUGCUAAGGCUAAGCAGAAGGAGCCUUUGAAGGAUUGCAAGAUAAUUGAAGGUGAUGCGGAGGAACUCCCUUUCCGUACUGAUUAUGCUGAUCGAUAUGUAUCGGCUGGAAGUAUCGAGUAUUGGCCAGACCCACAGCGUGGCAUCAGGGAAGCAUAUAGGGUCUUAAAACUCGGAGGAAAAGCAUGCAUAAUCGGUCCUGUUUAUCCAACAUUCUGGUUAUCUCGCUUCUUUGCUGAUGUAUGGAUGCUCUUUCCAAAGGAGGAAGAGUACAUAGAAUGGUUCCAAAAGGCAGGUUUUAAGGAUGUACAACUGAAAAGGAUUGGCCCAAAAUGGUAUCGUGGGGUUCGCAGGCAUGGGUUGAUCAUGGGAUGUUCUGUAACAGGUGUCAAACCAGCAUCUGGGGAUUCUCCUUUGCAGCUUGGUCCGAAGCAAGAGGAUGUUUCAAAGCCAGUACAUCCGUUAGUGUUCCUAUCACGCUUGAUUUUGGGUGCCUUGGCUGGGGCUUACUUCGUACUAGUGCCUAUCUAUAUGUGGAUCAAAGAUAAAAUUGUACCCAAAGGCCAACCAAUCUGAGAGAGAGAGAGAGAGAGAGAGAGAGAGAGAGAGAGGUCUUUGCUGUUUGUAGGAUAUGCUAACAUGCCUCAAGUCCUGUUUAAUAUCCUUAAGAUAUUUCACUCAACAAUGAUAAGCCAUUCCAUGUGCUUUUGUAUGUUAACUUACUCCUUUUCAAAUGCACGUCUGAUGUUGCAUUCA
Molecule: messenger RNA, 1394 nt
Organism: Ziziphus jujuba (common jujube)
Lineage: Eukaryota; Viridiplantae; Streptophyta; Magnoliopsida; Rosales; Rhamnaceae
Product: 2-methyl-6-phytyl-1,4-hydroquinone methyltransferase, chloroplastic
Exons: 4
Coding region: 186-1214 (342 amino acids)
Biological process (GO): methylation
Molecular function (GO): 2-methyl-6-phytyl-1,4-benzoquinone methyltransferase activity
Source: RefSeq, a predicted model, not a curated record